Miniopterus natalensis is the source of this 1967-nucleotide messenger RNA. The record is from RefSeq and is a predicted model, not a curated record. NCBI's taxonomy places the organism in Eukaryota, Metazoa, Chordata, Mammalia, Chiroptera, Miniopteridae.
AUACCACAUUUUGUUUAAUCAUCUGUUCAUGGACAUUUGGGUGGUUUCCACCUUUUGGAUUUGUAAAUAAUACUGCUGUGAACACUUUUGUGCAAGAAUCUGCCUCUGCUUUCAAUUCUUUUGGAGAUAUAUUGAGAAGAGGAAUUGUUGGAACAUAUGGUAGCUCUAUGUUCAACUUUUUUAUGUCCCCCCCCCCCCUUUUUUUUUACUAGAGGAUUCUACCAACCUAUAUAGUAAGGUAACUCCUAGAUCCUGAAGGCAAAAUGUUUGGCAGUGCCUGGUACCUAGCGAGUGCUCAAUAUGUAGAAUUAUUUAGGCUCUUUUAACAAUUCUCCAAGUGUGGAAGUAAAACAACCCAGUAUGCUUUCUGCUUAUGAAGUUUCGCUUAGGCAACUGUCUGGCCAGCAAGGAGAUCUAUUAAGACUACCUACAAGUGAUAGAAAUAAUACUUCCAGAAUUCUUUGAUCUUUUAGAGAGAAGCCUGUUCUAGAGAUGAUUUUAUAUUAUAUACUGUGGGCAGCCUAGGUAAUUAUAAAGGGGGAGAAUCUCAGUAGUAUCCUAAAUAAUCCUGUAGCUUAUUGACUAUUUUCCCAUACCUGUGACAGGUAACAGUUCGUGAGGCUAUAAAUCAAGGUAUGGAUGAGGAGCUGGAAAGAGAUGAGAAAGUAUUUCUGCUUGGGGAAGAAGUUGCCCAGUAUGAUGGGGCUUACAAGGUUAGUCGAGGCCUAUGGAAGAAAUACGGAGAUAAGAGGAUUAUAGACACACCCAUAUCUGAGAUGGGCUUUGCUGGAAUUGCCGUAGGUGCAGCUAUGGCUGGGUUGCGGCCCAUUUGUGAAUUUAUGACCUUCAAUUUCUCCAUGCAAGCCAUUGACCAGGUUAUAAACUCAGCUGCCAAGACCUACUACAUGUCAGGGGGCCUUCAGUCGGUGCCCAUUGUCUUCAGGGGGCCCAAUGGUGCCUCAGCAGGCGUAGCUGCCCAACACUCACAGUGCUUUGCAGCCUGGUAUGGGCACUGCCCAGGCUUAAAGGUGGUGAGCCCCUGGAAUUCAGAGGAUGCUAAAGGACUUAUUAAAUCAGCCAUUCGGGAUAACAAUCCAGUGGUGAUGCUAGAAAAUGAAUUGAUGUAUGGAGUUCCUUUUGAAUUUCCUGCAGAAGCUCAGUCAAAAGAUUUUCUGGUUCCUAUUGGAAAAGCCAAAAUAGAACGGCAAGGGACACAUAUAACUGUAGUUGCCCAUUCAAGGCCUGUGGGCCACUGCUUAGAAGCUGCAACAGUGCUGUCUAAAGAGGGAAUUGAAUGUGAGGUAAUAAAUCUACGAACUAUCAGACCAAUGGAUGUUGAAACAAUAGAAGCCAGUGUUAUGAAGACCAAUCAUCUCAUAACUGUGGAGGGAGGCUGGCCACAGUUUGGAGUAGGAGCUGAAAUUUGUGCCAGGAUCAUGGAAGGCCCUGCAUUCAAUUUCCUGGAUGCUCCUGCAGUUCGUGUCACUGGUGCUGAUGUCCCUAUGCCUUAUGCAAAGAUUCUAGAAGACAACUCUGUACCUCAGGUUAAAGACAUCAUAUUUGCAAUAAAGAAAACAUUGAAUAUCUAGUAUGGACUUGAAUAUCAAGUUAUUGGGAUUUUAUUUAAAAUAUGUGCUGACAUUACCUGGAUUGAAGUGUAAGAUCUUAUUAUUCAUUAAUGUUUUUGUACUGGGAAGAAGUUUAAAUGUGCUUGUAUGUGGCAUAACUCCAUUCUUGCUGCUCUAGACUCCAUGCCUAUUUUUUGUCUGUUACAAUUGCCAUUUCUUUGAAUAAGAUUAAUGUAAAAUUUUUACCCUCUCACUAGAAGGACAAGGUAUGAGUGUGGCAGAGUCCUCAUGAAAGAUACAUAUAUAUAUAAAAAGACAACUUGUAUGUAAAAAAAAGCAUAUGAUCUACAUUUACUGUUAGAUUGUUUUGAUAAGGAAUAAAGGAUUUCCUAACUAUGA